AUGUCUACCGACAAGAUUACUUUCCUGACCAACUGGCACGCCACCCCGUACCACGCCCCCCUCUAUCUCGCCCAGAGCAGAGGCUACUUCAAGGAUGAAGGUCUGAAGGUUGCUCUGCUCGAGCCCAACGACCCUUCCGAUGUUACCGAGAUCAUCGGUAGCGGAAAGGUCGACAUGGGUUUCAAGGCCAUGAUCCACACCUUGGCGGCCAAGGCCCGUGACUUCCCCGUCACCUCCAUCGGCUCCCUGCUCGAUGAGCCUUUCACCGGUGUGGUGUACCUCAAGUCUAGCGGUAUCACCGAGGACUUCCGCUCUCUGAAGGGCAAGAAGAUCGGAUACGUCGGCGAAUUCGGCAAGAUUCAAAUCGACGAGCUCACCAAGUACUACGGCAUGACCACAGACGACUACACAGCCGUCCGCUGCGGCAUGAACGUCACCAAAGCCAUCAUCCAAGGCGACAUCGACGCCGGAAUCGGUCUCGAGAACGUCCAGAUGGUCGAGCUUGAAGAGUGGCUCGCCGAGCAGAACCGUCCCCGCGACGACGUCCAGAUGCUUCGCAUCGACCAGCUCGCCGAGCUCGGCUGCUGCUGCUUCUGCUCAAUCCUGUACAUCGCGAACGACGCCUUCAUUGCCGCUAACCCGGAGAAGGUGAAGGCGUUCAUGCGCGCCGUGAAGCGUGGUACCGAUGCCGUGCUCGCCGACCCCGCUACCGCUUACAAGGAAUACAUUGACGUCAAGCCUAUUAUGGCUACGCCUGUUAACCGCAAGAUCUUUGAGCGCUCGUUCGCUUACUUCUCGCAUGACUUGAAGAAUGUUCAGCGUGAUUGGACUAAGGUUACCAACUAUGGAAAGCGUUUGGGUAUUCUUGAUGAGUCUUUCGUCUCGAACUACACUAAUGAGUUCUUGGGUUGGUCUCUUGAUGCUGAUUCCACUGAUCCUACUGGUGAUCAGAAGCGUAUGGCUGCGCUUCAGAAGCAGGUCGCUGCUGAUGGUGGCUACAAGCGUCUUGAGGUUGCUUCUGCUUAG
Messenger RNA from Penicillium brevicompactum, 1026 nucleotides. RefSeq names its product NMT1/THI5 family protein. Lineage: Eukaryota; Fungi; Ascomycota; Eurotiomycetes; Eurotiales; Aspergillaceae. The transcript has 4 exons. Gene Ontology annotation, biological process: thiamine biosynthetic process. Bases 1 to 1026 code for a protein of 341 amino acids. The record is from RefSeq and is a predicted model, not a curated record.